AUGCGGGGCCGCGCCGCCCGCUGCUCGCCCCUCUCCCGGCACCGCUUCGACCAGGGGAGCUUGGAGCGGUAUCUGUCCAGCCACCUGCCCGGCUUCCCUCGGCAGCCCGCGGGGGCUCUGGCUGUCAGGCAGUACAGCUCGGGCCAGUCAAAUCCAACCUUUUAUCUUCAGAAGGGUGGGCAGGCUUAUGUGCUCAGGAAGAAACCCCAUGGCCCUCUUUUACCUAGAGCUCACAAGAUCGAUAGGGAAUAUCGUGUGCAGAAGGCCUUGUUUUCAGCUGGAUUUCCAGUUCCUGAGCCUCUGCUGUAUUGCAGUGACGUUUCUAUCAUUGGAACAGAGUUUUAUGUAAUGCAGCAUGUGCAGGGUCGCAUCUUCCGAGACCUCUCACUGCCUGAAGUGGGCCUGGCAGAGCGUUCUGCUUUGUAUAUUGUAAUGAUAGAAACUUUGGCCCUGUUACACUCCUUUGAUUUACAGUCCUUGGGUCUCCAAGGAUAUGGCAGAGGACCAGGAUACUGCAGAAGACAGGUAUCAACUUGGAAAAAACAAUAUGAUGCAGCUGCUCAUACAGAUAUUCCUGCCAUGAACAAGCUGGCUGAGUGGUUAGCAAACAACUUGCCACCUCAUGAUAAUGAAGAAAGCCUGAUUCAUGGGGACUUUAGAAUAGAUAACAUCAUCUUCCACCCAACAGAGGCUCGUGUUUUGGCAGUGCUGGACUGGGAACUUUCAACUUCUGGCCAUCCUUUAGCAGAUUUAGCAUAUGCCACUCAAUUCCACUUUUGGCCUGCAUCUAUUAAGGACUUAGGUCAAGGAACUUUCUUGAGUUUCAAAGGCACCGUAGAAACUCCUUCAUUUCAAGAGCUGGUUUCCAUUUACUGCCGCUGCCGGGGUAUUAGCACUGCUUUAUCCAACUUUAAUUUUUUUCUUGCUUUGUCAUAUUUUAAAAUGGCAGCAAUAUCCCAGGGUAUAUAUGCUAGAUCUCUCAUUGGAAAUGCUUCUGCAGAGAAUAGUCAUGAAUUUGCUAAGAUUGUGAAGCCUUUGGCAGAGAGAGGGUUAGAGCUGUCCAAAAGGUCGUCUUUCAGCAGCACACAUCACAGCAUUUCUGGAGAGUUGUUCCAUCAAAGUAGGAAAGGCCAAGAAAUGUUGCUGAAGGUCAAGCAGUUCAUGAAGCAGCACAUAUAUCCAGCUGAGAAGGAAAUAAUAAAAUACUAUGCUGGACAUGGAAAUACUGAGGAUAAAUGGAAGAAACCACCACUGCUUGAGAGACUGAAGGAAAUGGCCAAGGCAGAAGGUCUGUGGAAUUUUUUUCUCCCAGAUGUCAGUGGUCUCAGCCAGCUUGACUAUGCACUAAUAGCUGAGGAGACAGGGAAAUGCUUCUUUGCUCCUGAGGUUUUCAACUGUCAUGCACCAGACACUGGAAACAUGGAGGUCCUACACAUGUAUGGGACUGAAGAGCAAAAGAAAGAGUGGCUGGAGCCUCUCCUAGAAGGGAAGAUUAGUUCUUGCUUCUGCAUGACAGAACCUGAUGUGGCUUCAAGUGAUGCCACCAAUAUGCAAUGCAGCAUUGAGCGAGAUGGAAACAGUUAUGUGAUCAAUGGCAAGAAGUGGUGGAGCAGUGGUGCUGGGAACCCAAAUUGCAAAGUUGCAAUCGUAAUGGGCAAAACCAAAAACUCCUCAGCAUCCAGGUACGAGCAGCACAGUAUGAUCAUUGUUCCCAUGGACACUCCAGGGCUAAAGCUGAUAAGACCCCUCUCAGUGUUUGGCUACCUGGAUGAGAUCCAUGGAGGACAUUUUGAGAUACACUUUAAUGAUGUGAGAGUACCUGUCUCCAAUAUAAUACUGGGUGAGGGAAGGGGGUUUGAGAUAGCUCAAGGUCGGCUUGGGCCAGGCCGUAUUCAUCACUGCAUGAGGUCCCUUGGUGCAGCUGAAACCGCUUUACAGAUAAUGUGCCAGCGUGCAGCACAGAGAGAGACUUUUGGGAAGAAACUGUAUCACCAUGAGGUUGUUGCCCACUGGAUUGCUGAAAGCCGCCUCAGCAUAGAACAGGCUAGACUGCUUACGCUACAAGCAGCCAGCAAGAUCGACAUGCUAGGCAACAGAAAAGCAAGGAAAGAGGUAGCCAUGACCAAAGUGGUUGUCCCUCGAGCUGUGCUUAAAGUGAUUGAUUGUGCAAUCCAAGUGUGUGGUGGAGCUGGAGUUUCUCAGGAUUUUCCUUUGGCUGUUAUGUUUGCUUAUAUCCGGACCUUGCGCCUGGCAGAUGGCCCUGAUGAAGUUCAUCUCUCAACAAUCGCAAGAUGGGAACUGCUUGAUCAGUCAAAGAAGCUAACUGCAAAAAUCUAAGGUCAACCUAAAGCCAUGUCAAAUGGAUGGAAGAUUUAAGAAAGCUUUUGUUCAGUGCACUAACGUUUAAGAUAAAAUUGGAUGAAUACAAAAAAAUCUGAUUCUAACUUGAAGCAAUACAUACUCUCUCCCUCUUUAUUUACAACACUUAAUCAGGGGCUUGCUUUUAAAACUUUGAAGAAUGCCCUGUAAAUACUGGAAUUUGUCUGGAUUGUUUCUAACACUAAAUAAAAUCUAUUUUAACAGG
Molecule: messenger RNA, 2584 nt
Organism: Athene cunicularia (burrowing owl)
Lineage: Eukaryota; Metazoa; Chordata; Aves; Strigiformes; Strigidae
Gene: ACAD11
Product: acyl-CoA dehydrogenase family member 11
Exons: 21
Coding region: 1-2337 (778 amino acids)
Cellular component (GO): mitochondrion
Molecular function (GO): oxidoreductase activity, acting on the CH-CH group of donors; flavin adenine dinucleotide binding
Source: RefSeq, a predicted model, not a curated record